This is a messenger RNA of Fomitiporia mediterranea MF3/22, 1690 nucleotides long. RefSeq names its product MFS general substrate transporter. Gene Ontology annotation, cellular component: membrane. NCBI's taxonomy places the organism in Eukaryota, Fungi, Basidiomycota, Agaricomycetes, Hymenochaetales, Hymenochaetaceae. Gene Ontology annotation, biological process: transmembrane transport. Gene Ontology annotation, molecular function: transmembrane transporter activity. The coding region runs from base 182 to 1552 and encodes 456 amino acids. The record is from RefSeq and is a predicted model, not a curated record. The transcript is spliced from 10 exons.
AUCCUUACUAGAGUCCUCGUCGUUAAGCGACAAACAAACCUCUGGCGACGACAAAUUUCAUCUCACCACCGAAACGGUGAAUGAGGUCGAUGAAGCUGCACAGUUCUCAAUCCAGGGCACGAUUGACCCUAAAGAGGCCAUUAGAGUCCGGCGUAAGAUAGAUCUGCAUAUUCUCCCUCUCAUGUGCAUCGUCUACUGGAUUACCUACAUGGAUAAAACCACUCUUGGCAGCUCUGCGAUUCUGGGCCUUAAGACGAGCACGCAUCUAAAUGCUACUCAAUACAAUUGGCUUGGUACAAUCUUCUAUCUCAGUUACCUCGUCUCCGCAUUUCCGCAGAAUCUAGCACUUCAACGCUUUCCCGUCGGCAAGUGGUUGAGUGCAAAUAUUUUCGUUUGGGGCAUUACUUUAUGCCUUCAUGCAGCUUGCAAGAAUUUUAAUGGCCUCUUCGUCGUACGCCUCAUUCUUGGCGCGUGUGAAGCGUGUAUCACCACCGGAUUCAUGAUUGUCAGUGCGAUGUUCUACACGCGCAGGGAGAUAACACUUCGUAUCGGCUGCUGGUACUUGAUGAACGGGAUUGCAGAGAUUACGGGUGGUUUUCUCGCCUUCGCAGCAUUGCAUAUCAAGACAGCGAAUUUUGAGCCUUGGAAAUGGCUGAUGAUCAUUUGCGGGAUAAUAACCAUUGUCGCUGCGGUUUGCUAUUGGUUCCUUUUCCCGGAUUCGCCGACAACAGCAUGGUUUCUGACACCCGAAGAACGCGUGAUCGCCGUGAAUCGCGUCAAAGCCAAUCAGACAGGUGUCGGGAAUAAGCACUUCAAGAAGGGCCAGAUGCUUGAGUGCCUCAGGGACCCAAAGACAUGGAUAUUCGCUAUCUGCGCUGGAAUUAAAAGCGUUUUCAAUUCCCUCACGAACCAGAACAGCCUUAUCAUCAAAUCUUUCGGAUUCACUGAGUUACAGACCACACUGCUCCUUUGCGCUACCGGAGGAAUCAAGAUAACUUCCGCCCUUUCAGGAGUAGCGCUCGCUACAUACUUCGACAACAUCGCAUACGUUGGGGCCGCGUACUACAUAUCAACGGUAAUUGGGUCAAUCCUCGUUAGCACUCUGCCGUGGUCAGACAAGGUUGGCUUGCUCAUAAGCGAAUAUCUCGUUGGCGUAGGUGGAGCGGCAGCUCCGCUUGGACAUUCGUGGGUUACGCAGACGACAGCGGGACACACCAAACGCAUCACAAUGAACGCAGUAUGGUUCAUCGCGGAUUCCGUUGGAAGUGCUAUCGGUCCGCAGAUGUGGGUAGAUCAGUUUGCUCCUCGUUACCAUGUCCCUUGGGCCAUUCUUUCCAUAUCCCACACGGGCGCCAGUCUGCUUUUCCUACUUCAGCGCUACUUACUCGACAAAGAGAACAAGAGGCGUGACCGAGAACCUCCGGACGAUACGUACGAUGAUGUCUGGGUCAAGAUUACAGAUGAAAAUGGUGAAAUUAUCAAGAAGAAAAUUGACAGGUCCUUCCUCGAUCUUACGGACCGUCAGAAUCGCGAGUUCCGUUACGUCCUCUGACUUCGUCGCCAUGGUGGAUGCGGCAGGCGUAGUAUACAGAAGCUGAAUCCGAUAUGAUUAAAAGAAAAGUGUUUGUAGAACAUGUAUCUGAAAGCAAGAAACAGAGCGUUCGAGAGCGUUUUUGUAAGAGUAUCUUCC